Messenger RNA from Babesia bigemina, 2814 nucleotides. RefSeq lists its product as hypothetical. The annotation marks the transcript as partial. The record is from RefSeq and is a predicted model, not a curated record. Lineage: Eukaryota; Apicomplexa; Aconoidasida; Piroplasmida; Babesiidae. The transcript has a single exon.
AUGGGAUUUUUGCUUAGUAUAAUCACUGACGUAAAUAACGACAAAAACCUUGAGAAAUACAAUAAUAAUAUAGACACAAUGUUAGAAAAAAUUAAACAAGCUCAAUAUAAUAGACAGCAUUUUGAUAGUAGUAUUGCCGCGGUCAGUCGGGGGAUUAGGGAAUGGGUCAGGGGGGUGGAGGAGAGGAAUGAAAGUAUAACAACGCUUUUAAAAAUACUAUUACAAAGGAUCAAUGGUCAUUUAGCAGCAAAUAUGGAGUUUAAGCCUAUCACAGAUCAGUUACGAAAUUGGGAGGCUUUUGCAGGUGACUACCUUGCAAUGGCUGUAGAUUCAGAGUUAGCCUUAAACGACAUUGAUGGUGAUCUAAAAACUAAAUUGUUACCUAAAGUUGAGUUAAUAAAACAGGUGGUUGAGAGCUUCGAUGCAACGAUAAAUGAUGAGAUUGUUAAAACAUCUGCCAAGAAUCUCAACAGCAGUUUUUCUAAGCAGCGCACUGAAGUCAAUGAACACAUCGCGGAAAAAUUUGGUGACGUACAACGAAUCUUGAAUGAGAAAAUUAUGGCAAUUGGAAGCAGUGUUGAAAGUCUAACGCAAGAGAAACGACGCAAAAUUGAGAAUAUUAAACACGCCAUACGUGACGCAUUUGACACGUGUGAUGAACUCCUACUAGAUUACAAUACAAAAUAUAAGAGUCAAAUCCAAAACGAAUUCACGGCGUUGCACGAAGCCAUGAAGGAUAUCAAUCCUGAUGAUGAAGACGCUACGCUUAAAGGAAAAUGCACGCUCAGACUGCACGUUGAGAAGCUGCAGGCGCAGUCCUAUACCAUGGAUAAAUUAUUAAAAAGUAAAUUGCAAGAUAUGAAAACGAAGAUUGAUGUGGCGGUUGAUGAUGCUUUGGAGAAUCGUCAACAUGGACUUGACGCAUUAGAUGGAUACCUCAAAACAGAUUUAGAAAACAUACGAAACGAUAUGCAAAGACAAAUAUAUGCGUACAUUGACAAACAGGUUGGUGCCAUUUUGCAAGCAGCAAAGUUGUCAUAUACUGUGUAUGGUAAAAACAUUGCUGACACUGGUCUUUUACGUAAUCUGGCCGAUGAUAGUAAGUUGAGAGACCUGUUUAAUUCCAUGUCAGGUUCUACAGCUGGGAACAUUAUAAAGGCUUUGCAGGCAAUUUACGACGAACUGAGACUGGGCGGUAUUUUACCUGUUCCAAAUAUACAAGAUUUAGAUUUCAUCAAGUACCUCAAGUCUGAUGUUGCUAAUGAGCUUAAGAAAGUUAUCAAAGAUGCUAGCGAAGGUUAUAAGUUCAGUGAGAUCUUCAUGCACAAAUAUUAUAUUCAGACGAUGAAAGAAGAACGUCGCGAGGGUGAGCUUAGAGGAAUGAUUACGGGUAUUAAAGAGCAGUUUGAAGACGAAUUUAAAAGUGAUGGUACAAUUAAAUCGGAGAACGUAAAUGGUUAUGAGCAAGCUAAACAGGGGUACAAUACUGCCAUUUACGAUGUUCUUAGAAGCAUCAGCAAUCUGGAAACACUACCCGCCGCUGUGGAAGCGGCGGAGAAGGAGGCAGGGAAACUUAUGAAUCUCUUGGAGAAUGAGAUUCGAGCUGUGCAACAAGCUAUUAAUAAAAUUGGUGAGAAUGUAAGAGAUGCAGACACGGGUUUAGAUGCUGCCCUACUGAACGUCAUGUCGUCCUUACGUGACGUAGAAAGCAAUGCAAAUUUAGCCAUCUCAGCACUCCGGGUCAACAUACAAAAACGAGCAAAAGAAGCAUUCGAUGAAUUGCAAGACGGCGUGCAGACCCUUUUCGCAAAUCAAAAGAAAGCAGAAUUGAAAGCCUUACGAGAGACUGUUGCGACCCAAAUUCCAAUCAUUCAAAAAAUUAUCGAUGACGACGCCAACGCGGGCCUCAAAGGCCUGAUGAAGAAAUUGGAUAAACGUUUCCAGGCGUCUACCUUCAAAGGCCUAACCCAUCUGACACUGAAAUCACUUGCAAACAGAUUCAAUGAAUUUUUUAGAGAUUACUUUAAUGAUGUGAAAAAUCAACCCGACCUCUCCGACCACUCCUCCCUUCUCACCCCCCUCGCCGACGCCCUCUCCGCCCUCCUGUCCACAAUGAACACCCAACGCCACUUCCACGCCGACGUCUCCUCUCGCCUCGCCGACCUCCAAACACAACUUGACACCCUCACCGCUACCCAAUUCGCCGAGGCCUCCCCGCUGCUCAACGUCGUCAAGGCCGGCGUCCGGGCGUUCCACGGGGAGCUCGCGAAGCAGUACGUCAGCAGGUACUCGGGUAAUUGGUUCACUGAUAAGGUGGUGAAACCAAAAACGUCAUCUGAAGCGAAAACAGUUAAAACCAUGCCAAAUCCUGCUGACAACACCGAAAUAACCGAGUACGGGAGGAAGUGCGCGAAGGUGUUCCUGACGGCACUCAGCAUUACUCACAACGCUUUGAAAGCUUUGAAGAAAUAUGGCAGCGUUAGAUGGAGAUCUCAACAGGUAAAUGACACAACCGAAUUUGGGAAAUUCUUCAUCAACCAUGGAUACCAUGUCGCUACAGGUGACAAACAACAAUGGGAGCUUCAGGAUAAGGUAACGAAGACAGGUUUCCAUAUCUACAAACUAGUGGUAAAGGACGACGAUGAACACGUAUACACGAAACAUGAUCAUGAUCAAGAUAAUGGCCCCCUGAAGCGGCUUCACGGCUGUCUCCAAACAUAUUACAGAGUCGGCCACGUAACUAGUGCAUCCGCCAAGAAGCGUCCAUCUAAUAUAUUCGAGAUACUGUGCUGGAUAUCUGGUCUGCCUUCAAAU